Molecule: messenger RNA, 675 nt
Organism: Bicyclus anynana (squinting bush brown)
Lineage: Eukaryota; Metazoa; Arthropoda; Insecta; Lepidoptera; Nymphalidae
Product: cyclin-dependent kinases regulatory subunit-like
Exons: 3
Coding region: 199-489 (96 amino acids)
Biological process (GO): regulation of mitotic cell cycle
Cellular component (GO): SCF ubiquitin ligase complex; cyclin-dependent protein kinase holoenzyme complex
Molecular function (GO): cyclin-dependent protein serine/threonine kinase activator activity; protein kinase binding; ubiquitin binding
Source: RefSeq, a predicted model, not a curated record
CAUUACACAUUUGAAUUGAACAGCUGGAAAUUCGAUAUUUUCCAAUAUGCUGCAUAUUUUAAAUGUCGUGAUUCGUUUUGAAUUCGAUAGAAAAAUUUAAAUGGUGCUUCAGUUUAUGUGAUGCAAGAUUAAAGUGUUCAUAAAAUAGUCCUCUGAUUCAAAGUAUUCAUACAUUAUCUAUAAAUUAUUAAUAAUAAAAUGCCUGAAGACUCAGUAGUGUAUUCUGAAAGAUAUUAUGAUGAUGUUUACGAGUACAGGCAUGUUCACCUACCACCAGACAUGGCCCGUCUCGUACCAAAGUCCCAUUUAAUGACUGAGACAGAAUGGCGUAACCUCGGAGUCCAACAGAGCCCUGGCUGGCUACACUUCAUGGUACAUAACCCGGAGCCUCAUGUACUAUUGUUCCGUAGACUUAGGACUGAUGUACCAACCCCUAAAAAUUUAGAACAAAGGUUAGAUGAUUCAUCACUUAGUGAAAUAAAGUGUUAAUAUAAGGUCUGAGCAAAUAAUUUAAAUAAUCUAAUAGAAAUAGUAUAUAGCCCUGUAGAGCAAAAAGUCAUCAAGUCCCACAAUUGCUAUUUGAGAAUAGCAUAAAAAAUUAUGAAUAUUAAAAUUAUCAAAAACUUUAAAAGCUGAUUGAUAAAACAGUGGUUUUCAAUGACUUUUCGCUCUACA